UCGGUGAUCACAACGAUCUCCCUACCUGUAGAAAAACGUCUAGAUACACUCACAAUAAUCUCAAGGUGCUUCCACUAGCAAAAUUUGCUCAGCCAUGGCAGAUUCGACCUCCCUCAUCAAUAAACGAACCAAAGGAGGCUGGAACGCUGCCCUUUUCAUCAUCGUUGUGGAGAUAGCAGAGAGAUUUGCGUUCUACGGUCUUGCAAGCAACCUAAUAACGUUUCUAACAAACGAACUUGGCCAGUCCACGGCCACCGCAGCCAAAAACAUCAACACAUGGAUCGGUGUUUCUUGCAUGUUCCCCAUUCUCGGGGCGUUUCUAGCUGACUCCAUCCUAGGCCGCUUCAAAACCGUUCUCUUGACCUCUUUCAUCUAUCUCUUGGGGAUUGUCAUGUUGCCAUUGUCGGUGACGGUGGUGGCGCGGCGGAUGAGAGAAAAAGUGUUCUUUAUGGCAUUGUAUGUGAUGGCGGUUGGAGAAGGAGGGCAUAAACCAUGCGUCAUGACCUUUGCAGCUGACCAGUUUGGAGAGGCCAAUGCGGAAGAGAAAGCAGCAAAGACAUCUUUCUUCAAUUAUUGGUAUAUGGCCAUAGUCCUCGCUUCUUCCAUAGCUGUUCUUGCACUCAUCUUCAUUCAGGAACGAGUGAGUUGGUCACUAGGAUUCAGCAUAAUAGCAGGAAGUGUGGUGAUAGCUAUAGUGAUAUUUCUGAUAGGAAUUCCAAAAUAUCGAAAACAAGUUCCGGUGGGAAGUCCCUUCACGAGGGUUGCUCAGGUCAUGGUGGCUGCUCUGAAAAAAUGGCGAUUGAGCUCCACGCGCCACCACUACGGCCUCUGCUACGAGGAGGAGGAUGAGCACAAGUUGGAGUCAACAAAUUCUAAUCAAGUAUAUCUUCUUGCCAGAACAAAUCAAUUCAGAUUUCUUGAUAAAGCUACAAUUAUUGACGAGAUUGAUCAUAACAAAAAUAGAAACCCGUGGAGGUUAUGUACUGUGAACCAAGUGGAAGAAGUAAAGCUAAUAUUGAGGCUCAUACCAAUUUGGAUAAGCUUGAUAAUGUUCUGUGCCACACUCACUCAGCUCAACACAUUCUUUUUAAAGCAAGGAAGUAUGAUGGACAGAACCAUUGGGAAUCACUUCACCAUUCCUCCUGCUGCUUUCCAAAGCAUUGUUGGUGUCACUAUCCUCAUCCUUAUUCCUCUUUAUGACCGAGUUUUUGUCCCUAUGGUUCGUAAGAUCACCAAUCACCAUUCUGGAAUCACAUCUCUCCAGAGAAUCGGUGUUGGCUUAUUUGUUGCUACUUUCAAUAUGGUGAUAUGUGGGCUUGUGGAGGCAAAGAGACUUAAAGUUGCAAGAGAUCAUGGAUUAAUCGACUCUCCAAAAGAAGUUGUUCCAAUGAGUAGCUUGUGGUUACUGCCCCAAUACAUACUAGUUGGUAUUGGAGACGUUUUCACUAUUGUUGGUAUGCAAGAGCUUUUCUAUGAUCAAAUGCCUGAAACUAUGAGAAGUAUUGGUGCAGCGAUCUUUAUUAGCGUUGUUGGAGUCGGGAGUUUUGUUAGUACCGGGAUUAUAUCUACCGUUCAAACAAUCAGCAAAAGCCACGGUGAAGAAUGGCUCGUCAACAACCUUAACAGAGCACAUCUUGAUUACUACUAUUGGAUAAUCGCAUCGCUAAAUGCUGUGAGCCUCUGCUUUUAUCUGUUUAUAGCUAACCAUUUUCUCUACAAGAAACUGCAAGACAAAGAUGAUGAUGUUGAAAGCGAAAGAUAAGUUUGAUCAAAAAUGUUUUGUUUGAAAUGAUCGGCUUUAUAUUUAUCCUAGUUUAUAUCCAAAAAAAU
Molecule: messenger RNA, 1830 nt
Organism: Arabidopsis thaliana (thale cress)
Lineage: Eukaryota; Viridiplantae; Streptophyta; Magnoliopsida; Brassicales; Brassicaceae
Product: Major facilitator superfamily protein
Exons: 6
Coding region: 95-1762 (555 amino acids)
Biological process (GO): tripeptide transport; dipeptide transmembrane transport; oligopeptide transport
Cellular component (GO): membrane
Molecular function (GO): transmembrane transporter activity; dipeptide transmembrane transporter activity; tripeptide transmembrane transporter activity
Source: RefSeq, marked reviewed